Molecule: messenger RNA, 3150 nt
Organism: Tupaia belangeri chinensis (Chinese tree shrew)
Lineage: Eukaryota; Metazoa; Chordata; Mammalia; Scandentia; Tupaiidae
Gene: CDKL2
Product: cyclin dependent kinase like 2
Exons: 14
Coding region: 382-2067 (561 amino acids)
Biological process (GO): protein phosphorylation
Cellular component (GO): nucleus
Molecular function (GO): ATP binding; protein serine/threonine kinase activity
Source: RefSeq, a predicted model, not a curated record
GCCUUGCCUUAACAGGUGUUGGUGCCUGCCGUGGACGCGUUCUGACCUGUGCCGUAUCUCUCUCUGGAGACUGUGCCUAAGGUUGGGGACAGUGAGGUCGUUGCCUUGACGACAGCAUGCGGUCCGCGGUCCUCCUAAGUGUGAGCUUGCAGCGGGCCGAGGCCCCUCUCCCUGCCUGCCGGCUUCACCUAGGACCCGUGGCUGUGUCUGCAGAAGAAAUCACAGCAGCGCUGGAACUGCUGGUUUGGUAGUCAGCAUCUUUUAGACCUGCCAGCGACAUGCAGUGCACCUCAAAUUUGUUUCCAAGUUGAAAACCUUGGGUCUUUCCAGCGAAGGGAUUUGAAGAAACACAAGAAAAAUUCCUACUGGCUUUAAAUUAAAAUGGAAAAGUAUGAGAACCUAGGAUUGGUUGGAGAAGGGAGUUAUGGAAUGGUGAUGAAGUGUAGGAAUAAAGAUAGUGGAAGAAUUGUGGCCAUCAAGAAGUUCUUAGAAAGUGAUGAUGACAAAAUGGUUAAAAAGAUUGCCAUGCGAGAGGUCAAGUUACUGAAGCAACUGAGGCAUGAGAAUUUGGUGAACCUCUUGGAAGUAUGUAAGAAAAAGAAACGAUGGUACCUAGUCUUUGAAUUUGUGGACCACACAAUUCUUGACGACUUGGAGCUCUUUCCUAAUGGACUAGACUACCAAGUAGUUCAAAAGUAUUUGUUUCAGAUUAUUAAUGGAAUUGCAUUUUGUCACAGUCACAAUAUCAUACACAGAGAUGUAAAGCCAGAGAAUAUAUUAGUCUCCCAGUCUGGCGUUGUCAAGCUAUGCGAUUUCGGGUUUGCGCGGACACUGGCAGCUCCCGGGGAGGUUUACACGGACUACGUGGCCACCCGGUGGUACAGAGCUCCUGAGCUGCUGGUCGGUGAUGUCAAGUACGGCAAGGCUGUAGAUGUGUGGGCCAUUGGUUGCCUGGUCACUGAAAUGCUUAUGGGGGAACCCUUGUUUCCUGGAGAUUCUGAUAUUGAUCAAUUAUAUCAUAUUAUGAUGUGUUUAGGUAAUCUCAUUCCAAGACAUCAGGAGUUGUUUUACAAAAAUCCUGUGUUUGCUGGAGUCACGUUGCCUGAAAUCAAAGAAAUGGAGCCUCUUGAAAAACGCUAUCCUAAGCUCUCCGAAGUGGUGAUAGAUUUAGCAAAGAAAUGCCUACAUAUUGACCCCGACAAAAGGCCCUUCUGUGCUGAGCUCUUACACCACGAUUUCUUUCAAAAGGAUGGAUUUGCUGAGAGGUUUUCACAGGAACUGCAGUUAAAAGUACAGAAAGAUGCCAGAAAUAUUUCUGUAUCCAAGAAGUCCCAAAGCAGAAAGAAGGAAAAGGAAAAAGAUGAUUCCUUAGGUGAAGAAAGAAAAACACUGGUGGUGCAGGAUACCAACGCUGAUCCCAAAAUGAAGGAUUCUAGAGUAUUUAAAAUGAAGGGGUCAAAAGUUGAUGGAGAAAAAGUUGAAAAAGGCAACCGAACUUCAAAUACCAGCUGUCUCCAUGACACCGGGGCAAGCCAUGUCAAAACGGUGCCUUCCUCGAGCCUCAGGGACGGCAGCAAUGUCAGUGUGGAUCACGCGAGGAACCCAGGCACGGCAAUUCCCCCUCUGACACACAACCUUUCCGCAGUUGCUCCUGGCAUUAAUUCCGGAAUGAGCACCAUCUCCGGAGUUCAGAGUUAUAGAGUGGAUGAGAAAACUAAGAAGUAUUGCAUUCCAUUCGUGAAACCAAAUAAACAGUCUCCAUCAGGCAUCUACACCAUGAACGUGACCACAUCGGUCUCUAGUGAAAAGAGCUUCCUUCAAGCAAAUAAGAAAAGAAGGGAAUACUGCAGGACAGACGUCCGUCUGCCUGAACUAAGAGCCUUGGAAGGCAUAGCUCGAAAUUCUAGGCUAAUAAGGAAAGAGAACAAAAUUCUUUCAGAAUCUCGAAUUCCUUCUCUGGCUGCUAUCGACCUGCAUGCCCCCAGUAUUGCAUUACAUCAGGUAUCAGGGUCUCCUCUGUCAGAUGAUUCAGCGAGGGAUUCGCCUGGAAUGGAACACCAGCACUGAGGAUCAUUUUGCUUCUGAACUGGAUGCUGCUCUAGCACUUGCGAUGACAUCCUCUUGCAACAAGAGUGCCAGCACCCCAGGAGGAUCCAUGCUUGGUUUUGACUGUUUCCUUCUGAACGGCCCGCAUUUUCUGAGAAAGACCUCGCAGAAUCAAGAAAGACAAAGACUUCCACAUGUUUCAAAGGAAGAUCGAACAAGCGCCCCUCCAUGUCUGUCAUCCUGUCACCUUUCAUGUUUACCAAUGCUAUUUCAAGAUAUAUCCGAUGGAAGAAUAGUGAUAAGUUCUGGUUACAUGGAUGUGUAUUUACUGUUAAUAAAUUGUGUAUGUAAAGUUACCUAAGAUUAAAAGUGCGUAAAAAAGGGGGAAAGAGAGAAACGUUAUAAAAUGUCAUGCUAUUCAUGCACUGAACUUUCUGUGUUAUUUGUAUAGAUAUGUAUAUUUAUUUAAGAGUGGGUUUGGUCAGGGGUAGAUGAUACAAAGUACGGUGAGUUGAAGAAGAUGAAAACACUGGGAUCCUAAGGGAAAAUGUCUUCUUUUUUUGAAUUACACUUAAAACCUUGUUUCUAGGCAUCAAGGGGAUAUGUAACUGCAGUCUAUGGUUGGGUAAUUUCUUUGGCUUCUGUGACAGUUGUUGAUGUUUAAUCAGUGUACAGCGGGAAUCUGGUCUCUCUUCCAUAAGAACCGCACUAGUGAAAAUCAGGCAAAGAAACCUUUUAUUGCUUCCUGUCUCAACAUAACUGUGGCACUGGUAGCCAUCCGUAUUGUAAGGGUCUGUGCUAAUGUUCCUGUGUGAAGAAACACAACUGGAAUAAGAGUGGAGAAGGAGAGCUUUGCAAGUAUGCCUUGGAGUUGAGUACUGCACUUUUCAGUGAAGAAAGGUAUUUUUAGGAGCCGGAAGUCAGGUUAACCUAUUGAUCAGUGCUGAUUACUUGUCUCUGGGCUAUUUGGUCAGGAGUCACUCCCUGAAGAGGCUUUGGAGAGGGAAUAUUGGUUAUCAUAAUCCAUUCUUAUCCAUGGGUAGUUUGAGGGUGCUAUUAAACAGAACCCAGAGAUGUUCCUGUCUUCUUGUUACCUUAAACAUG